UUUAAGACUUUCAACAUGGUUCUUCUCACUGUGAUUUCCAUUUUUCAGUUAGUGAUUCUGCAUUCCUGCCAGCAAGAAUUAUGCUUCUGUUAUUUUUCAGUGUAUUGAAACACGUUCUGGGUUAAAGGAAAGAGUUUUCUAUGAGCUGCUAGUCACUUACCCCUGUUUCAAAGGAAAGUCGUGGUUACCAUGAAGGAAAAUUUAAUCCAUCUGCCGCAAUGCAUUUGUUCUCCUGAGAGCCAGGUGGAACUACCUCUGUUUCCCUAGGAUUAUGCCACCCACCAAGGUAACUUUCUGUUUCAGUAGGUGAUGUUGAGAAACAAAACAACACCCUUUAAGUUAAUCAGUUUUGGAAAAUAGAGACUGGCUUUAUAUUCCAUGGCUUUGAUGUGUUUAGUAGUUCCUGUAAGGAUCUGCCUCUCGUUUGUUUUGAUUGACAAGACCUUUCCUAUAUAUUUGAGCAAUUACGCAGCCCAGUAACAGAAGGUAGAGACAUUUACCCAGAGCAAACCUCUACCAUUCAUUGUGACUUCCUGAAAUCUUAACGCAAGUUUCACCUCUAAAAGAAGAGUUGGCUCCUGCAAGAUUAGGUAAGUGCUUCUCUGUAUCUGUAACCUCAUUCCAGAGGAGGGGAAACCCAGAGAACUUGUAAGGUCAGAAGUAGGAACUGUGAGAAUAAUGAGUUCAGUGGGGGGUCAGGGUCCAUGAAUGCCAUAUCCUUUAUACUUCAGAAUCCAGGUGAGUUCUGUCUACUGGGUUAAGCAUGAAGGGGGGUGAUUUUGGCUUCUGAAAGAGCACAGGGAAUGACCAAGACCCAGAGGUUAAACUUGACAGUGGGUUGAGGUUAUGUGUUAAAUAACUCCUAUGCUUUCCAUCAUUUGGAUUUAAACUGAAUUAUAAGUAGGUAAUACAAAUAGAAGUCUAGAGCAGAAGCAAUUUAUAGUGAGUAGGAUACAUUUAUGAAUGGCCACCACCUUAGGUGAUAGGUUUCAUGAUAUCUUCUGCAUAUCUGUGUUUAGUGGUGAGUUGGUUUAGUAACAAUGCAAAGGGAGUACUAUUAUUAAUACUUAUCAACCUCUCCCCCAAAUCAUUCCCCAUCAUGAUGCUGAAAAUAUGGUUUUGAGCAAAGUAUGUAACACGGCACCCAAAUACCCUGGACCUGAAUACAAAUAAUUUAUAUGUAUUCAUGUAUUCUAUUGGGUUAUGGAUUACUUUUGGUUUUACUCCUAUUUUAUGUUUAUUUUGGAAAGACUGUUGGGGCAGACUUCUUUAACACACAAGUCAACUGCAGCAGUUAAGUUACAAUAAGGAAAACCCUGAGAAUGCUCUCAGAGGGUGGGCAUCUAGAGAGGGCUGUGGAAGCCACACUGGCAUUAGUUACAGGCAUCUCUGGAUAACUGUGCUGCAGUUUGUGGGCAUUUACAAUUUCUGGGCUCAUCUUCCCUGAAAUGCUAGGAGCAAGGUCCCUUUGAUAGUGACCAAUGCAUGGUUGGCUGCCCCACUGAAGGCCACUGGGUCUGUUAAACUCUCUCCUUUCCCUCUUCGGAAGAGCGGCAUGAAGCUGGCAAUCCUCUUCCUUGGCCCCAUGGCCCUCCUCCUUCUGGCUGGCUGUGGCUGUGUCCUCGGCACCUCCAGUGGGAACCUGCGCACCUUUGUGGGCUGUGCCGUGAGGGAGUUCACUUUCCUGGCCAAGAAGCCAGGCUGCAAGGGCCUCCGGAUCACCACGGAUGCCUGCUGGGGUCGCUGUGAGACCUGGGAGAAACCCAUUCUGGAACCCCCCUACAUUGAAGCCCAUCAUCGAGUCUGUACCUACAACGAGACCAAACAGGUGACCGUCAAGCUGCCCAACUGUGCCCCGGGAGUUGAUCCCUUCUACACCUAUCCCGUGCCAUCCGCUGUGACUGCGGAGCCUGCUCCUGCCACCACGGAGUGUGAGACCAUCUGAGGCCGGCACGGUCUGCGGAGCCCAGCCAGUGGCCUGAGUCUCACAGACCCACCUGUGUGAGCAGCACAAGCAGUUAUACUUCCUGGAUGCAAGGCUGUUUAAUUUCGACCAUACCCAUGGAGGAGGUUACCUGUCACCCCUUAGGUCCAGCUCAGGCAAAAGGCACAGAUGCAGCCUACUUAUGUUAAAAGUGCAAAACAAUAUUUGUGUCUUCACCAAAAUAAUUUCUCCAGUUCAUAUACCGGCAAAUUAAUUUUUCUUUGCCUUGAUUCUUGGAACAUAAUUUGUGUAUCACAAUCCUUGCCCAAUUUGGACUCAUAAUAUGCUCAUGAUUUAAACAUACUGGGUGUAAUUAGGAAAUGGGGCUGGAAAGUGAAAGUCUUUAAAUUCUCAUGUUCUGUUUAACCACUGACUCCAACCGGAUUUAGGAUUAAAGGGCUAUAAAUGAAUGAAACCCAUGCACUGGUCUUCCUUACCUCAGAGGAGUUCCAACUGCAAGCUUCUUUAGGGAAAAUGCUCCCUUACCCCUUUUAACUGAGCAAUUAUCUACACAAGAAAUAGAAAGUGCUCAGAUAAAAAAAAAAAAGAGAGUAGCUUCAAUGAAAAGAUGUUUGGAUUUGGAUAACUCUUUUCCCUAGCAAAAUUCCCUAAACUCCCUUAAGAUCCUUAAUAAAGAGGCUAUGUUGUGAUUAAAAAACAAACAAACUCAGAAAUAAAAUAUGUAGCUGGUAGCUAUCAUUUAGCCUUAAAAACUUAUGAAAGUAAACUCAUGUUUUAGGGUGUGAUGUUCUCCCACAGCUAUGGCAAAAUGGUCACGUACAAGUAUUCUUCCUCAUUUAUCAUAUUUUAAAUUUAAAUUGUGACUUAUUAAGCUCAGAAAUUUUACAUGUGUUUAGGGAUAAAACUGCGUUGCUGGCUCAGAGGAAAAUGUCUGUGAUUUUCUAGCUCCUGCCCUCUCUAAUUAGCUAAUUCCGUGAUUAAAAAAAAAACAAACAAAAAAAACAACCCAAAACUCUAAUGUUAUGCAAAUGUCUUUAAUUCUGGCAUUUUUGGGGUUGAAUUUAACCUGGUUCCUUUUUCAUAAUGUCCCAAGAAAACCUAUAUUGAUGCGUGUCCUCUGUCUUUUGAAUUCAUGAAAACUUUCAAGAAAGUCUUAUUAAUUUUUAGUACACUUGGAAUAACAGUAAGAAGCACACCUCAA
Molecule: messenger RNA, 3146 nt
Organism: Sapajus apella (tufted capuchin)
Lineage: Eukaryota; Metazoa; Chordata; Mammalia; Primates; Cebidae
Gene: GPHB5
Product: glycoprotein hormone subunit beta 5
Biological process (GO): G protein-coupled receptor signaling pathway; regulation of thyroid hormone receptor signaling pathway
Cellular component (GO): cytoplasm; extracellular region
Molecular function (GO): hormone activity
Source: RefSeq, a predicted model, not a curated record